Histoplasma mississippiense is the source of this 657-nucleotide messenger RNA. RefSeq lists its product with no specific name. NCBI's taxonomy places the organism in Eukaryota, Fungi, Ascomycota, Eurotiomycetes, Onygenales, Ajellomycetaceae. The transcript has a single exon. The record is from RefSeq and is a predicted model, not a curated record. The coding region runs from base 1 to 657 and encodes 218 amino acids. Gene Ontology annotation, molecular function: nucleic acid binding.
AUGGCCAAACGGAACGACAGAAUCAAACCUUGGAACAUUAACUAUCUCCGAUGCUUUGUCAACUAUCAUCAAGAUGACUGGGCACGCUGGCUACCACUAGCACAGUUUGUUUACAAUACCUCUCAACAUGCCUCUACUGGAAUGGCACCCGCGGAAGCCUUAAUGGGAUAUCGACCUGAUUUGAAAAUUAACGUCAGCAAACCACCACAACCGGUUGCCAUACAUGCUGCUAGCCGCGCGAAACAUAUUGAGGAAACACGCCACAAGCUCAUCGAGAACCUACAAAAAGCGCGACAAGCACAGAAAAUCUAUUACGAUGCAAAACAUAAGCCUCAACAAUUUAAAAUAGGUGACUACGUCAUGCUCAAUGCAAAAAACCUCCGAUUACUACGCCCGGUUCGUAAACUCGACCAUAAAUAUGUUGGACCCUUUAAGAUUCUGAAUACCAUCGGAAAACAAGUGUACAAACUGAAACUGCCACCUUCAUAUAGAAACAUCCAUCCUGUAUUCCAUGUUUCUUUAUUGGAGCCAUACAACCGCAGGAAUGGAGCUUUACCAGAACCAGGACCGGAACUUGUCGACGGCGAAGAAGAAUACCAAGUUGAGGAAAUUUUUGAAAACGACAACGAAAAAACAAACCUCCGGAAUAUCUUGUGA